AGUACAACAAACUCAGAAUCUUUGAGUCUGCCACAGAGUUAAAACCCUGUUUUCCAUUUGUUUUGUUCUGCCCCCUUAACUAUCAACUCUCACAUCAAUGGCUGCUAUAUGCUAUCAAUCUCCCAUUAAACUCAACUUCACCACCUCCAAUCCCAUCCCUAAUAAUCCUCCCUCUCUUUACCCCAUCAAAACCCGAUUCUCUUCCGGAUUCAAUCUCUCAGCAGUCCCUUCCAAAACCCAAACAACCCAUAUCACCAUACCUGAACCCGAACCCGUUUUCGCCUCCGUCAAGUCAUUUGCUCCGGCGACAGUGGCGAAUCUGGGCCCGGGAUUUGAUUUCCUCGGCUGCGCCGUCGACGGGAUCGGCGAUUUCAUCACUCUCCGCGUUGACUCAAAAGUCAAACCUGGCGAAGUUUCAAUCUCCGACAUCUCCGGCGACGGCGAAAAGUUGAGCAAAGACCCUUUAUCGAACUGUGCAGGUAUAGCUGCUAUCUCCGUCAUGAAAAUGCUUAAUAUACAGUCCGUAGGUCUUUCGAUUUCCCUUGAAAAAGGGCUGCCUUUGGGUAGUGGACUCGGUUCUAGCGCCGCCAGUGCUGCGGCGGCAGCGGUGGCCGUGAACGAGCUUUUUGGCGGGAAAUUAAGUGUAUCUGAUCUUGUUCUUGCUGGGUUAGAAUCUGAAACAAAAGUCUCUGGUUAUCAUGCUGAUAAUAUAGCACCUGCUAUAAUGGGCGGUUUUGUGUUAAUAAGAAGCUAUGAUCCGUUAGAAUUGAUCGAAUUGAAGUUUCCACUUGAAAAAGAUUUGUUCUUUGUGCUUGUGAAUCCUGAAUUUGAAGCUCCAACAAAGAAGAUGAGAGCAGCAUUGCCGAAUGAGGUGACAAUGUCCCAUCAUAUAUGGAAUAGUAGUCAGGCGGGGGCAUUGGUGGCGGCGAUAUUGCAAGGGGAUUCGAGGGGUUUGGGGAAGGCGUUGUCGUCGGAUAAGAUAGUGGAGCCUAAAAGAGGGCCGUUGAUACCGGGGAUGCAGGGAGUGAAGAAGGCAGCGUUGGAAGCCGGGGCGUUUGGUUGCACGAUUAGCGGGGCGGGACCAACUCUGGUGGCAGUGACGGAUGGGGAGGAGAGAGGGAGGGAGAUUGGUGAGAGAAUGGUGGAAGCGUUUAUGAAAGAAGGGAAGUUGAAGGCUUUGGCUAUGGUCAAAAAGCUUGAUCGGGUUGGUGCUCGAUUGGUGAGUAGCAAUCCCAGAUGAUCGAUCAAUCGAUCAACUACGCCUCAAUUGCAGACUAGACUAGUAUGGUGGAGGUUGUAUGAAUCCUUUAUAUCUUUUCUCUGUGUGAAUUCAUCAUGAUAUGUGAGAUGAUAUGUUAGGAAUUUAUAUGCAAUUUUCAAUGUAUCAUGUAUUGGUUAUUAAGAAGUCAGCUGAGCAAUAAUAAAACAGUUAGAAGGUGCCAUUUGACAUGACCUGCUUGUCAAUUGAUAAACAUUCUUGAUUUGUCUUUCUGGGAAAACAUUUUGUUCAAUAUUUAUCUUGCAAUAUGUUGAACAUCACUUGCACUUUCUGAUA
Molecule: messenger RNA, 1555 nt
Organism: Nicotiana attenuata
Lineage: Eukaryota; Viridiplantae; Streptophyta; Magnoliopsida; Solanales; Solanaceae
Product: homoserine kinase-like
Exons: 1
Coding region: 98-1240 (380 amino acids)
Biological process (GO): L-threonine metabolic process
Molecular function (GO): homoserine kinase activity; ATP binding
Source: RefSeq, a predicted model, not a curated record